AUGUCGGAUUCGGCUACAUCGCCACCCAGGAGAAUCAAGGCCAGGGUCCGCUUAGCCAAGUUUGCCCUCCGAGGCGUCAACUUCAGCUGCAGUUUGAUCAUCUUGUCCAUGCUUUCAGCGUCCUUCACCAUCUUCAACGCGACCAAGGCUCUGCCUUCUCAGAGCGGAAUGCCGUCGUGGGCCAAGAACACCAACACCUGGCCCCAGAAACUUGUCUUGGCCAUGGCCUGUGUCUCCCUUCUUGCUUGUAUCUUUGUUUUCCUCGCCUACUGCCGCGGCGGGCAUCGACGAGCGGAAAAGGUUUCGACGUACUACACCAUGUUUGCGAUUGGCUGGUUCAUCCUCUCCAUGAUUUUGUGGGCAGUCACCGCCGCUCUCUUCCAGCACUCGAGGACAAGCAACAAUAAUAAAGACAUGUGGGGAUGGUCUUGCCUGGAUAAUAAACGCUCCGAUGUGUACUCUGAUAAAGUCGACUACGCUCUUGUCUGCAGACUUCAGAACUGGACUCUCAUUUGCAUCAUCAUCGAGGUUGUCAUUGAGGUCAUCUGCAUCACCCUCUACAGCAUCGUCUUUUACCGAUACUACACCAAGCGCCGACUCCACAAGUCCAUGAACUCCCGAGACAAGGCCCGCUCCGAUCUUUACCUUGCCCAGCUCCGAACCCAGUCGGCCCCCAACACGCCCGGCUUUGGUCCCAAGUCCCCGGCAUUCAGCCAAUAUGCUCUUUCGCCGCGCUUCCCGCCCUCGGCCUACCGCAACUUGUCUGAUAUCGAAGAGUCUCCCUUCACCCCAGGCAACGCGUACGCCGAGCCCAGCUCCGCCUUUUCCGAGAAGUCUCAAUCAACCUUUAAGCUCCAAGCACCCCCAACCAAGGCGCCUUCUGCCACUCCCAGGUCGCAGACUGGAGGUUUCAGCGCGAGCCCCAUCGAGCCCCGAGCUCCCACGCCACCCGAGCCUACCCACCGCGAGCAUGCUCCCAUCUCCGCGGCGGAGCCGGUGUACGAGGCUGUUCCCAUUCCUGGCGCCUACGCCGACGCCGCUGUCAAGAGCCCGCCACCUCACCAGACGUCAUUCGGUCACGCGAGGUAA
Molecule: messenger RNA, 1089 nt
Organism: Parascedosporium putredinis
Lineage: Eukaryota; Fungi; Ascomycota; Sordariomycetes; Microascales; Microascaceae
Source: the annotation of a GenBank genome assembly